AUGCGACUUUUGAAUGCCCGAACACUUCAGUUCCUGGAAAUCGAUGAUCCACGCACAAUUCCCAAGUAUGCCAUCCUUUCUCAUACCUGGACCGACAAAGAGAUAGUCUUCUCUGACCUUAAGUCCUCACCUCAACUUGCUCAUCAGCGUCCCGAGUUCACCAAAGUCAAGUUCACAGCACAACAAGCACUCGACGAUGGACUGGACUACAUCUGGGUCGACACCUGCAACAUAGACAAAUCUUCAAGCGCUGAACUUUCCGAGACUAUCAACUCUAUGUUCAUGCUCUACAAGAAGGCCGAAGUUUGUUAUGUCUAUUUGGCAGACGUCACAGAGCCACCUCCGGCAGGAUGGACUGACGACGGGCAGAAUGACGAUGCUUGGACGGAGACAUUCACCAAUGCUAGAUGGUUUAACAGAGGGUGGACACUCCAAGAACUGAUUGCACCUCGAAAUGCAGUCUUCUACACCAUGGAUUGGAGACGCAUUGGAACGAAGCGAGAAUUGUGCCAGACAAUUGCACGAAGAACGGAUAUUCCCUCAACGAUUUUACUUGGAGGUGACUUCGGAAGAACUCUAGUGGCUGAACGAAUGAACUGGGCAGCAAAACGAAGAACUACUCGAGUAGAAGAUCAGGCCUAUUGCUUGCUCGGACUCUUUGACAUCAACAUGCCACUGUUGUACGGCGAAGGCGAACGGGCAUUCCUCCGCUUGCAACACGAAAUCAUCAAGAACAACAAUGACAGGAGCAUAUUUCUCUGGAUAGCAAUAGAAAAAUCGCGCACCUCUUUCCGUAACCUCUUUGCACGUGCUCCAGCAGAGUUUGCCUCAUUCCAUGACUACGAUCUUGAAGCAAAAUAUGGUCGUUUUGAAGUGACUCAAAGCGGCCUGGAGAUUGAUUUGCCGUUGACUGAAGUACCUGGCAGCCGCGGACGUGAGUUCUUCGGAAUUGUGGUCGACGCUGGCCGAGGGUAUCAUUGCGUUCGUCUGCGGAAAAUCGGCCCCAAUGAGUACGCCCGUGUUGAUGCGGAUGAGGUCUUCCGUAUUCUAAAUCCCGACUACAAUCCGUUCGCAAGGGAGAAUCUGCAUGCACACUCGCAGUGGAUUACGGUCCCAAACAGAUUUGACAACUUUAGCUACCAAUCCUAUAUGGACUAUCGUCUUGGAGGCUUCUAUGUUGAGUGCUGCCCGAUCGAGUUGCAGAUCCACAGCGUCGUACCAAGCUAUGCUUGGGACCAGGAAACAAAAAUUCUGGAGUUGGAUUGUUCCAAGAGCCUGAAGCCGUUUGAGGAAGGAGAGGAUGGCUUGAAGAUUGUAUUCGGUGAAGUUUCACAUCCCGAAACAACAUUCGAAGUCAAGCUCAUAGACUAUAUGCGGAGGCCUAACGAAUGGACGAGAAUCGGGUCCUCGCCGUCGAACGAAAAAUACGGAUACAUGCUCCGCAUAACUAAGCGAUUUGUUGGGGAUAAGUUAAUGAAUGUUGUUCGAAUUGAUUAUCAAAUCGAAGAGGAAGGCGGCAUGAAGAUCUCCAGCGAGAAGAACCCCCUCCCUGGUCGGUACAUUUCGUACAGAAACCCGUCAAAGGAAGAGCACGCAAGGUUGCUUGAAACCUUGGCCCGAGAACGGGAACCGGACCGGGCUACGGGUUCGGGGGGAGUUGUAAUAGAAGAGGACCUAUCAGGCUCUGAGGAUGACCAUGUCGCCCACAUGCCGGACAUUUCGACGGGAGAUGGAGAUCGUCAAGGAGAUCCCUGA
Molecule: messenger RNA, 1755 nt
Organism: Cladophialophora psammophila CBS 110553
Lineage: Eukaryota; Fungi; Ascomycota; Eurotiomycetes; Chaetothyriales; Herpotrichiellaceae
Exons: 2
Coding region: 1-1755 (584 amino acids)
Source: RefSeq, a predicted model, not a curated record